Messenger RNA from Camelina sativa (false flax), 2647 nucleotides. NCBI's taxonomy places the organism in Eukaryota, Viridiplantae, Streptophyta, Magnoliopsida, Brassicales, Brassicaceae. The record is from RefSeq and is a predicted model, not a curated record.
AGACUCACUGCCCAAAGCCACAACACACAUUACCUACUCUUCUCUCUCUCACACACUGUUUCCCUCUUGGACUCUGCAAACUUAAUUAGGUUUUGCUUCUCAAAUCUCUCUUCCCAUUUUCCUCAACCACGAACCCACCUCGCAGCGCUACAUUGAAGAAGCAAAGAGGAGGCUGAAAAUAUCUAUUCUGUGAACAAAGUUUUAUUCAUCCUGUGCAUUGGAGUGAUAAGAUUACAUUAUGCAGACCCAAAAGGCAAGAAAUGGAUCUCCAGAUGUUCCUAAGAAGGUGUCUCCUCGAGCUGUUCGGUCACUGAAGAUAGGAUCGCUAGAGUCUGAAUCUUCUUCACCUCCUGUCUCAGCUAAUAACAGAACACCAAAGGAUAAAAGUCCAAAAGUUCUGGAUCGUAGGUCUCCACGAAGCCCUGUCUCUGAGAAGAAGAGGCCGAGUAGAAUAACGGAGCUAGAGUCGCUAGUAUCGCAGCUUCAAGAGGAGCUAAAGAAGGCGAAAGAUCAAGUCUCAGUGUCUGAAACAUCGAAGAAGCAAGCAGAGGAAGAAGCCGAGAAGUCCAGGAAAGAGCUGCAAGAAGUUUCCUCUAAGUUUGAGGAGAACCAGAAUCAGUUUUUGGAAGUUUCAGCCUUGGAAGAAGAAACCGAUAAUACUAAUUCUCUUGUUCAUCAAGGUAUCAUAUCUCAGGAGUGCGAUUUGGAGUUUAGUGCUACCGCUGGUGAAAGAGCAGGAUUGGCUGCUGUUGCUCAUGAGAUCCGACAGCUCAAGCUUCAGAUUGAGAUGGUGGCUUCUUCUGAAGCUGGUCAUGUGAAACAAGCUGAGUUGCAUAACUCGGAGGUACAACUUUUGAGAGGAAACUUGAUGGACACGAUUUUCCUUGUCGAGAGUUUCAGGAACCAACUUACGAACUGUGAGGUAUCAGAAGCUGAGACCGAGGCUAUGGCCACUGAAACUCUUAGGCAAUUGGAGAAUGCGAAAAAGGCAGUAGAAGAACUGAAGUCAGAUGGCACAAAAACGGUUGAGAGUUACAAGAAGAUGGCGGUGGAGCUUCAACAGUCAAAAUCAAGGAUGGUAUGGCUUGAAGCUCUUGUGAAUAAACUUCAGACCAAUUCAGAGGAUUUGGAAAUCCACGAAACCCUGCUUAAAGACUAUGAAAGUUUGAAACUUGGGGAAUCAAAUGAGAGGGAGGAAGAAGUAUCUUCCUUAAGAUGUGAGGUAGAGCGACUGAGAGCGGCUCUAGAAGCUUCUGAUCGAAAAGACCAAGAGGGGAACGUAGAGGCUUCUUCUCGGUUACGGAUACAAGCUGAACUCCAAUCUGAACUAAAGAUAGCNUCAUUUUCUGGUAGUGGAUUUGAUUACAGACGCUACAUUGAAGAAGCAAAGAGGAGGCUGAAAAUAUCUAUUCUAAAUGGAUCUCCAGAUGUUCCUAAGAAGGUGUCUCCUCGAGCUGUUCGGUCACUGAAGAUAGGAUCGCUAGAGUCUGAAUCUUCUUCACCUCCUGUCUCAGCUAAUAACAGAACACCAAAGGAUAAAAGUCCAAAAGUUCUGGAUCGUAGGUCUCCACGAAGCCCUGUCUCUGAGAAGAAGAGGCCGAGUAGAAUAACGGAGCUAGAGUCGCUAGUAUCGCAGCUUCAAGAGGAGCUAAAGAAGGCGAAAGAUCAAGUCUCAGUGUCUGAAACAUCGAAGAAGCAAGCAGAGGAAGAAGCCGAGAAGUCCAGGAAAGAGCUGCAAGAAGUUUCCUCUAAGUUUGAGGAGAACCAGAAUCAGUUUUUGGAAGUUUCAGCCUUGGAAGAAGAAACCGAUAAUACUAAUUCUCUUGUUCAUCAAGGUAUCAUAUCUCAGGAGUGCGAUUUGGAGUUUAGUGCUACCGCUGGUGAAAGAGCAGGAUUGGCUGCUGUUGCUCAUGAGAUCCGACAGCUCAAGCUUCAGAUUGAGAUGGUGGCUUCUUCUGAAGCUGGUCAUGUGAAACAAGCUGAGUUGCAUAACUCGGAGGUACAACUUUUGAGAGGAAACUUGAUGGACACGAUUUUCCUUGUCGAGAGUUUCAGGAACCAACUUACGAACUGUGAGGUAUCAGAAGCUGAGACCGAGGCUAUGGCCACUGAAACUCUUAGGCAAUUGGAGAAUGCGAAAAAGGCAGUAGAAGAACUGAAGUCAGAUGGCACAAAAACGGUUGAGAGUUACAAGAAGAUGGCGGUGGAGCUUCAACAGUCAAAAUCAAGGAUGGUAUGGCUUGAAGCUCUUGUGAAUAAACUUCAGACCAAUUCAGAGGAUUUGGAAAUCCACGAAACCCUGCUUAAAGACUAUGAAAAUGUACAAGAUGCAUUCAUGAAGCUAGGGAUUGCAAUGGAAGAGGCUGACAAGAGUAGCAAGAGAGCAGUUAGAGUCACGGAGCAACUAGAGGCUACUCAAACUUCAAACUCGGAAAUGGAAACAGAACUCAGGAAGCUUAAAGUUCAAUCAAACCAAUGGAGAAAAGCUGCUGAGGCAGCUACCGCCAUGCUGUCUGCUGGAAACAACGGGAACUAUAAUCAAACGAACUCUCCUUACUCUGAGGAUAUCGAUGAUGAGUUGACGAAGAAGAAGAAUGGAAAUGUGCUCAAGAAAAUUGGUGUUUUGUGGAAGAAGCCUCAGAAAUAG